This is a messenger RNA of Monosiga brevicollis MX1, 4136 nucleotides long. RefSeq lists its product as uncharacterized. NCBI's taxonomy places the organism in Eukaryota, Choanoflagellata, Craspedida, Salpingoecidae. The coding region runs from base 199 to 3948 and encodes 1249 amino acids. The transcript is spliced from 14 exons. The record is from RefSeq and is a predicted model, not a curated record.
GAACGACAGGGCUGAAACUCUAUCGACGCGCAGGUGCUCACUGCCGCAAUGCUGAGUUGAGCACGGCCUGCGUCAAGGACUCAAGGCUUGCUAGCACCUGUGACGCCUCUUCAAGUAGUCGAUCCCUUGCUCGCCAGUCUUUGGUGUGUCGCAGGGCACUUGCUGUGUCUCACGACAUAGACACAGGCAGCCGCAAUCAUGGCCACUUCGGCUUUGGAUAUUCUGCGACGGGACGUUUCGCGCGAGCGACGCAUAAGCAGCGCCCGAGGUUCUGCCAGCUCUGCUGGAACUGGCGUGACCACAACUGCUUCGAUUCGCACGAGUCGCCGUGGGCCCACCAAGCGUGAUCGCUACGUUCAACAGCUUCUGCGCCACAACGAUGCGUAUCCCGUCCGACUGCGCAUCCGCCUCGAGUUUGAGGUGCCGGCUGCGGCCCCCGAUGAGCUCGAGCAGGCAGACGCCGACUUGGCCAAUGACCCCGCUGGUUUGGAUGCAACGGCCUGGCGACGCCGGUCAACCCUCUAUGCCUUCGACGAGGCUCAGCCGGGUCGUGAUUCGGUCAUGUCCAUGGCUCCCUCUGGCGGGGGUGCCGCCGGUGGCAAGCCCAAUCGCUUGACAUCCCGGUCCAGUUACAUUCACUAUGAGUUCACUGCACCUCACGACGAGCGUCCCACCAAAGCCGACGUCGUUGUUCAUUUCAACGGCGCGAAAGCAUUUUCUGACAACGAGGCCCGCACUGCCGGGUUUACCCGCCUGCCUGGCGAUCAAGUUUUGCGCGCCUAUUGGGAACACCAUUUUGACAUGGCAGUCACACCCGCACUCAUCGAAGAGCUGUACCGCGAUGGCCUCUCUUUCAAAAUCUGGGACACCCGCGAUAAAGUGGCCUCGCGGGCUCGUUUCGAUCGUCCACGCGGUGGUGGCCAAUCUCACAUGCACGGAACCUUGCAGCGCAUCCAAGAGCACCGCACACCUGGCCCACAAGAGAGGAGUGGAGACCCCACCUCUGCCGCCAACCUCACCGCUUCUGCCGCGGCCAAGCUCACGUCGGCAUCUGCUCUCUCAGCCCUUGACCUGAAGCGAGCGCCGCGCAACAUGGCCAGUGAGGAUGGUUCAGGCGCAUUGCUAUGGGUUGACCUUUCCACACUUUUUGGUGGCGAGCUGAGCACUGAGACUAUUCUCGAGGAUAUUGACGAGACUGGUCUCAAGCGGCUGCUCAGCCUGCGCGUGCGUGUGAGCGUGGACCAACCCAUCCUCAACCCAGAGCAAACAGUUCUGAUGAACCCUUUAACCUUCACUGUCAAGCACGCGGGUGACCUGCCGCGUUCCCCCACCCCCUUCAGUGAACUGGACCGACGCUGUCGGCCAACUUCCCUGAAGUUUCGCUUCUUCGGCCAACAGCGAUGGCAGUCCUGGACGUGCGAUGGUCCCCAUGGCCCUACGGCCGUGUGGGAGCGCAGCUUUGUGGUUCUAACCGGGCUAUUGGAUCGCUCCGACUUUGCCGAUUGCAAUCCCUCGAGAACAAUUGAGGUCAAAGGGACGCUUGAUCCUAAUCCGUUGAAUGUGCCUGUAGGGCUGGUCAAUGGCGGUGGACUCAAGCUUCAAGUGCAUGAUCGUGAUCGCUUGCCCAAGCCUGGUUGGGACGGUGGCAUUGAGGACGAAGACUUUAGUGACUACAAUGCUGUCGGCCGAAAGCUCAAAUCGGCCGAGCAGGCAGCAUCAGAGCUGUGGGAUCCGUACGGCGUUGCUUCAGUCGACCUCUCCCCCAUCAUGCAUGGCACGUUGGCGUGCUCAUCCUGCUCUGCCCGUGCAUUUGUCUCUUUACCACGCGUCAAACAAUUACAAUUGACAGUCCCUGUCUUGCCGUGCGAGGAGCGUGAGCGCGCCCAGUUCUCGGAGACUGGGCAGCAGCAGGAGAGUGCUAUGCAUCCAGGACAUUACGUGGCAGCAGGAACCUACCUUGAUGUAUCUGUCAGCUUGGCGCAUGCUCGACGUUUUGAUGUGGAUGUGGAUAUGGACUUUAUGCUGGUUCGAACGGGCGUCAUGACGGACAAGGAGAUUCGCAAGCGUCGUGCCAAGCGGGCCACUAUGACGCCCGAGCCGCAGCGCCUGCCCAACCCGAUGAGCCCGCGCGCCAACAUGAAUCGUGCUCGACCCACGGACGACAAGCGAGGUUCAUUUAUGAAUCUGCGUGUGCCCACGGCAACAGGAACUGCGGUACUCAAUCAGCGCCGGCGGCCCUUCACUUUACUCGUGGCACGGAUGGCACCGCACAUGGUUGGCUUUGCGGGCAAACUGCGCUCGGCCGUCAUCAAGUGCAACGCGCGGGCCUUGAAUGUGUCAGCGCACGACGUCAAUGAGCUGAACCUCGUCCUUGGGGCUUAUGUGCUUCAGGAGUGGCAGAGUCAUGAUGUGGACUUGGAUCUCAUAACGGGGUUUGAAUUUGUGCUGCCUGAGGGUCGUCUCAUUGUGCUGGAGGGCCUUCUGGAUGGUGCCAUGUCCACCAUCUUGAAUCAAGCUGGCUGGCCCGAGGGCGCCACUGUGAAGGAUAUGCGUAUUCUCUUUAAUACAAGCGUCACUGCUGCUGAGCGGCGGUACGGCGCCUUGGGUGCCCACCUGCAGCGCAUCACGUUGGACAAGUCGAUGCACGAGGUUCUGACGCGACAGGAGCUUUAUUUUCAAGGCCACGCUCUAAACACGUGCCUGAGUGGCCUCUGUUGUGUUCAGGAGCUGUUUCGCUUGAAUCGUCUUGCCGAGGCGCUGCGGUGCGCAUACUUUCCAUCCGUGCCCUCUCUUCUUGCCAUCAAGCACGAGUUGGCUGUUGUGGACGAGCCCAUGCGAAUGCCCUGGCCCCCAGAGGCAGAGGCAGCAGCAGCCACUGUCGAGGCAACCUCACAGUCAUACUUCAGCCCACGACAUCGCUCCCGCCAAAAGGCGGCGCUGGACAUGGCAGUACCCGUCUCACUGUGUGAGGCGGGGCGAUCGGCAUCGUCUCCAAAUUUUGCGCUUCAAAACCGCACCUCGAUCGAGCGCCAGUCACAACGAAACCGUGAAAUUCGUGAGCGAGAGCAGGCACAAGGCAUGAUUUACGAUCCUCUCUCAGCCACUAUACGCCCUGCCUCACAGCCGGCCGGACAGCAUCAAAGUGCCCCCACUUCACGGCCUGCGACGAGCGAUCAGGGGACCAGUCAGCACUUGCAGCGUACCCUGCGCGAGGAGCACCGCAAGUCUUGGCGCACCAAGGAGGGGUUCAAUACGCUGACCGGUCCGGGCACGGGCAGCGCCCUUCCUGCGCCUUCGCCUGCAUCUGCACUGCGAAGUGCUGAACCUUUUGAUGAGCGCUUCCUAAACCAGCCAGCCGUGACAACUGGGCGCAGAUCCAUGCCUUGGCAUGAGCGCCAUAAGGACAUGCAACACGGCCGGCCGACACAGUUGUUCAGCAAGAACGACGCGACGCUGUCGGUCGGAGAGACAGAGGAGGACAAGUGGCUUGCCAAACAGCAGGAGGACGAGCGCUGGCGAGCCAAGCUGGUGGUGACUGAUCCCAAGUUCCAUGCACACCAUCCUGCUCGCCGCACGUCCCAGGUGAGGCUUUGCUGUCAUAUUGUUGGAAUGCGUUUUCUCUCUGUCUCUUUGUGUGUAUCCUAUCCCUCUCCGUAUGUGUGUGUAUCCUAUCCCUCUCCGUAUGUGUGUGUAUCCUAUCCCUCUCCGUAUGUGUGUGUGUGUGUGUGUGUGUGUGUCCGGUGCUCACUUGACGCUCUGGACCGCCUCAACGACUUGUUGGCGGACCGCCCGCAGCGACGAUCACUUCGCUUGAGUUCGACCCAGUUUGCCCAGCCCAUUAGCAUGGACCUGCAUGAACCCUAUCACGAGCGCCGAGCGUCGGCCUUGACCCUGGGAGAUGACGGCCGUGCCGUCAAUGGCCCUGUGCCUAUAACCGAUUUUGCAUAAAUACUGCUUGCUCGUGGGGAAGCAAACUCUUUCCUGGUUUUUGUGCUUGCAUUGUGUGAGUCCCUGCUGAAGAUCUUCCUUCACAUGCUGCCAUUGUAACUCGACUAUGUCCUCAGGCCAGCCAGCCAGCCCCUCAACAUCAUCAUCAUUAAAUCUUUUAAAGUCAUGUCAAUCCAAAAAAAGAUGAC